This is a messenger RNA of Paramacrobiotus metropolitanus, 1482 nucleotides long. RefSeq lists its product as uncharacterized. NCBI's taxonomy places the organism in Eukaryota, Metazoa, Tardigrada, Eutardigrada, Parachela, Macrobiotidae. The record is from RefSeq and is a predicted model, not a curated record. The transcript is spliced from 6 exons. The coding region runs from base 102 to 1289 and encodes 395 amino acids.
CCAUAGGAAACGUUUUGCAAACUGCAGUUGACGGCCCUCUGGAUCAAACUGGUUUUGGUGUAUGUAUAUUGAACGACGCCGAGUGUAGCAGCAAGUAGAAAAUGUUGACUGUGCUCUGCUUUAUAACUUUCGCGGUGUUGGUUGUAUCGGGACAGGAGCAUUCCGGAGUUUUGCGAAGAGCACUGCAUGAUGCUGCACUGCAGAAGCUAAACCAAUCGGCGAUCCGCAACACAAAUUGGGUAACACUGGGCAGCUGCGAUAUGGGUACGGUUGUUCAGCCAGCUGAUGAAUCUGGGCAUGGCUUGGCCAUCACAGCGUGCUCAAAUCCAUCAACUAUCGGCUACUGGUACCGCGCUGACCCGUAUUACAAGUACCUGUUCGAUAUCGUACAGUCACCGUUUGAUACCGACGGCAUCGCUGCGGUUUCUCAGUGUACCCAAAACCAAAUUUCCACUGUACUGCUCCCGGUAUCAGUAACACCCUUAAACAGCUUCACCGUGUGGCCCAAAGCCUGCUCGGUUUAUCGACUAACGUUCCGGUACACGAUGGCUGAUCAUCCCACAUUUUCCAGCACUCCCCACGACGAGUUUAACCUUAAAGUUUUCAUUGAAGAUUUCCCACUGGACAAGGCACCGCCGCCGCGUCCCACCGGCCCAGGUGGACAGGGUAACGGAGGCAAUGGUGUAGGAGUUCCGGUGGCUCCGGGAUCGUUGAAGUUAAUUUGGGGAACACAAGCCGAUUAUAGCAGUUUCACACCGGGAAGUUGGAAGUCAGUUGAGGUCGUUUUUGGACGCAGUUUCCAGCCGUUUAACGUUGGGUUGCACGCUUUCCACGACAAUGAGUGUCAGGCGCCCGUUAGAGCGAUUGCUGUGGAUGACAUCAAAAUCGAGCAGACUACCAUGAUCAACGAAGCCACAGGAUUUGGAUGGGCACUGACGAUGGUUAUCAAUACAUUGUCCGUGUCGCAGCAGUUUCAGAACCUUCUGUUUCACGAUCCAGUCGUGCAAUGUCUCGGCGAUAAUCCCGGCGUGGAAACCAUGGUCUGCUUAAUGCAGACUGACACUGCGCUGGAGUUUUACGAAUCGCAGUCAGUGCAGCAGUGUGUGGACGCUCAGGGCGGAAUGCAGCACUACAUCCAAACUGCAGCUUGGAUUGGACAUGCGCUGAAUACGGCCGCAGCGCUGGGCGCUACUACCGCUAUCGAACAAGCGAUCCUCGAUGAAAUGGGGCAGGUUGUGGGGCAGCAAAUCGUUUUGUGGCUGCAUGGCCGUCCGGAAUUCGGGACAUAAAACGACAGAAGUCGUGCAACGAAUGCAGAUGACUGGGAAAUGUUUUGAUCAUAGCAAACGAGAUGUUAAAGUUUGUGCUCUUUGGUUUGUGCUUUUCUACCUUCGUGCAUAUGAAAUGAAUUUCUCCGCAUGACAACAUUUCGGCUAUUACUAACAAAAAGCGAACUUUCUGUAGAAAUGUAGAGUUUACAGA